Molecule: messenger RNA, 788 nt
Organism: Fusarium odoratissimum NRRL 54006
Lineage: Eukaryota; Fungi; Ascomycota; Sordariomycetes; Hypocreales; Nectriaceae
Exons: 3
Coding region: 145-483 (112 amino acids)
Molecular function (GO): catalytic activity
Source: RefSeq, a predicted model, not a curated record
GCUGACGAGUACUUCUCACCUGCCUCCACGGAGUUCGGACCCUGGUAGUGCUUACACCCCCAUUUAUUGUUAUCCGCGACUCGAGGCAUUUCUGAGAUUGAAAAACAAGACUCCCACAACAUAUUUUCAUCAAUUCGACUCAACAUGACUUCUGAGGAAUCUGGAGAGUACUUUUCUGUUUCCACCAUCGCGGUGAAUCCCGACAGAAUUGGCGAGGCCCAUGCCUGUCUGACCGAAGUUGCCGAAGCCACCUUGAAGGAACCAGGUGCCAAGAUCUAUAGGUUCUACAAGACCGAGGGCAAGGACGAAUUCGUCUGCAUGGAGAAGUUUACUGAUCGAGACGCGUAUGCGGCGCAUGUUGGUUCAGAGCAUGUGAGGGAAUGGGCAAAGAAGUACUUGGAUUCGGGCAUCUUUGUUGGGUCUUUUGAGUUUCAUCCUCUUGCGAAGGGAGGUCCUGGAGUUGGUGGUUUUGACCGGCCUUAGUCAUUGCACAGCAGACUUUGGUGGUAGCAAUUUGCAAUGAAAACUGUUGUUCGUCUAGCAAGAUGACUAGCAUUGCUUGGAGUACAGAUAUCUGACUUGCGCGAGUUGGGGACAGGGGUACCGUGCAGCAGACCCAGAUCUCGAUGGGACGCUUCCUCAGCCUUCUGUUCCUAGCCGUUCUACGAUGCAACUGCGUCUUCCAUAGAAAUCUAGCAACAGUUUUGUCACCAAUCGCUGGACAGAGCGAUACUCAUCGACAUCAUGGUCACGUGUUGGAUGAAACCUGUCCUUGCUUGCAGACGGGG